Oikopleura dioica is the source of this 747-nucleotide messenger RNA. Lineage: Eukaryota; Metazoa; Chordata; Appendicularia; Copelata; Oikopleuridae. The record is from the annotation of a GenBank genome assembly.
AUGAAGUUCGCUUUUGGUCUCGUCGCUGCCGCCAGUGCCCUCCAGCCAGUGCCGGUCAUCAUCGGUGGCUCGACUGCUUCUCCCCACUCUCAGCCCUACAUUCUCUCCCUCCAGCGAAGCGGCAGCCACUUCUGCGGCGGUUCCCUCGGUGGCACCCUUUCCAAGGGUAUCACAGCUGCCCACUGCUACCAGACCAGCGUCACCGCCGUCGCUGGAGCUCACAACAUCAAGCAGAAUGAGAGCACUCAGCAGAAGAAAUCCGUCUCCAGCUUCGUCCGACAUCCAAACUACAACAGCCGAAACCAGCAAAAUGACAUUGCAGUUCUCAAAUGGUCUGGAUCCUUCUCUUCUACUUCUGCUGUCAAGUACAUGAGUCUCCCAGCUGCCCAGAACCGAGAAUGGAUGCCCCACGGCGCCAACGUCCGCGUCUGCGGCUGGGGCAACACCUCCACCGGCAUCAUCGCCAACUACCCCUCUGAGCUCAAGUGCGUCAACGUCAACAUCAUCCGCAACUCGAUCUGCAACGACCGAAGCCACUACAACGGCUCCAUCCUCAGCGGUAUGUUCUGCGCUGGUAUCCUCGACGUCGGCGGCAAAGACGCUUGCCAGGGUGACUCCGGCGGACCAGUUGUCUACAACAACCAGAUGGUCGGCGCCACUUCUUGGGGAAUCGGAUGUGCGGAGGCCAAGUACCCCGGUGUCUACACUGACGUCGCCAUUUACAAGAACUGGAUCAACGCUCAGUAA